AUGGCGACUCUGCGAGGAGUCCAGCAGCCAGAGCUCAGCAAGGACCUGUACAAGGUGAUCAAAACUGAAAGCCACGCCAUCAGCUCCUACAAGAAUGCCGGCCGUGACCGUGUCCUGGUGGCAUCCCAAUUGGCGGACUGGGGGUUCAACACUGGCGAUCCAGCCGUUUCUGAGAUAUCCGACAAGCUAGGCAUUCUCCUGUCUGAAAUCGGCGAGCAGGAGGACCUGUUCACAUAUAACCUGGAGGAGGCAAGGACCAUUCUGAAGCAUAUCAGGAACACGGAGGGUUCAGUGCAGCCAGCCAGAGACCACAAGGCCAAGAUCAUCGACGAGAUCCAGAAGAACAAGCUGCGUGACCCUGACGGCGCAAAGGUCACUGGCCUGGAGCAGGAACUUGUUCGGGCAGAAGCUCGAGCAUUGGUGGCUGAGGCCCAGUUGACCAACAUGACCCGCCAAAAGUUCAAGCAAGCCUUUGACAUGCACCUCGCAUCUACCAUCGAGCGAGCUGAGAAGCAAGCCCAGCUUGCCCGUCACGGCCGCCGCCUGCUAGCUCUCAUAGACGACACCCCAGUCGUCCCCGGCGAGGGUCGAGGACAGUUCGACCAGACCGAGGAGAGCCGCCAGAUAAUGGAAGACGCCGAGUCAGAUCUCAAGUCCUGGGAGGCCGAGCUUGAGCCUGUGCCGAUGGCGUCUGAAGGGCUCAUCCCUCGAAAAAUCCGGGCCCAGACCAACGGCAACGGCGUGAAUGGAGACGCAGAAAAGGACGAGAUCGAUGCAAUCUAA
Arthroderma uncinatum is the source of this 783-nucleotide messenger RNA. RefSeq names its product sphingolipid long chain base-responsive protein PIL1. The coding region runs from base 1 to 783 and encodes 260 amino acids. Gene Ontology annotation, cellular component: plasma membrane; eisosome filament. Gene Ontology annotation, molecular function: lipid binding. The transcript is spliced from 2 exons. Gene Ontology annotation, biological process: eisosome assembly; negative regulation of protein kinase activity; endocytosis. Lineage: Eukaryota; Fungi; Ascomycota; Eurotiomycetes; Onygenales; Arthrodermataceae. The record is from RefSeq and is a predicted model, not a curated record.